Molecule: messenger RNA, 1323 nt
Organism: Hibiscus syriacus
Lineage: Eukaryota; Viridiplantae; Streptophyta; Magnoliopsida; Malvales; Malvaceae
Product: ankyrin repeat domain-containing protein 2A-like
Exons: 8
Coding region: 75-1145 (356 amino acids)
Biological process (GO): protein targeting to chloroplast
Cellular component (GO): chloroplast outer membrane
Molecular function (GO): chloroplast targeting sequence receptor activity; protein binding
Source: RefSeq, a predicted model, not a curated record
GUACUACCAUUUCACUCACUCCUCUAUCUCUUCUUCUUCCAAUUACUAAUCUCUAACAUCCUUGGAAUUCAGCUAUGGCUUCCAAUUUGCAGAAGGAAUCCACUUCUUCCGAUGAGAAAUCAACAGAAACAUCCGCCACUGAGAACAAAACUUCGAAGCCGGAAGCUUCUGCUGCGGAAUCACAGCCUGCACAGUCUGGAGCUUAUCCUGCCACCAUGCCUGGACCUGGGUUUGUUCCACCGAAUCCGUUCGAUUUCUCGGCCAUGAGUGGCCUUCUUAAUGAUCCAAGCAUCAAGGAACUAGCUGAGCAGAUAGCGAAAGAUCCAUCAUUUACCCAAAUGGCAGAACAGCUCACUAAGACGUUUCAAGGGGCAGCGACUGAAGAUAGUGUGCCACAGCUUGAUCCACAGCAGUACUAUUCAACUAUGCAACAGGUUAUGCAGAAUCCCCAGUUUAUGACCAUGGCUGAGCGCCUUGGUAAUGCAUUAAUGCAGGAUCCGGCUAUGUCUAGCAUGCUUGACGGUUUGACUAAUCCUCAACACAAAGACCAGAUUGAGGAACGGAUGGCACGUAUGAAAGAAGACCCAUCGUUGAAACCUAUUCUAGAUGAAAUAGAGACUGGUGGUCCUGCAGCGAUGAUGAAGUAUUGGAACGAUAAAGAUGUUCUGAAGAAGUUGGGUGAAGCAAUGGUUCUUCCAGUUUCAGGAGAAGCAGCCACAUCUGCUGGUUACUCUGCUGCAGAUGAAGGUGAUGAAGUGGGGAAUGAGGAUGAAUCGAUCGUACACAAUUGUGCUAGUGUCGGUAAUGUUGAGGGCCUGAAAGCUGCACUAGCCUCUGGUGCUGACAAGGAUGAAGAAGAUUCAGAGGGAAGGACAGCGUUGCAUUUUGCAUGUGGAUAUGGCGAGGUGAAAUGCGCUCAAGUCCUUAUUGAAGCUGGAGCAAAAGUUGACGCUCUGGACAAGAACAAGAACACCGCGCUUCACUACGCCGCCGGUUAUGGUAGGAAAGACUGUGUAGCCCUUCUACUGGAAAACGGUGCUGCUGUCACUCUCCAAAACAUGGAUGGGAAGACGGCCAUCGACGUUGCGAAACUGAACAAUCAGCACGAGGUGGUCAAGUUGCUGGAGAAGGAUGCGUUCCUGUGAGUUGGGACCGUCGGCAAGUAGCAUGUGUUCGUGCAUGUGGUAGGGGCGUUUUCUCUGUGCUAUUAGAAAAAAAAAACAAAUUUGCUUUGAUUUUGUAUGCGGUUAUGUGAUCAUUGGCACAGCUCAACCAGUUGGCUUUGCUGUCUGGUUGCUACAUAUAUCACAUUUUUUUUAAUAU